Messenger RNA from Klebsormidium nitens, 975 nucleotides. The record is from the annotation of a GenBank genome assembly. NCBI's taxonomy places the organism in Eukaryota, Viridiplantae, Streptophyta, Klebsormidiophyceae, Klebsormidiales, Klebsormidiaceae.
AUGGGAGACGUGCUGCAGAGGUGUGCGGAGAGGCUCAGGCGGCUGGACCUUGCGUCACUAGAGGUGGCGCAGGACUUCAUCCGGCGGUGGAACGAGUUCAGGUGGGACGACGAGAUUUCCUGGCUGCCGGAGGAGAAGCUGUGGGUCAACUUUGUGGCCAACAACCAGGCGGAGGCGGCGCUGUUUGAGGCAGAGGCGUGUAGGAAGAAGAAGGAGCAGGAAAAGGCGCAGCGCGAGGAGGAGGAGACCAGGCGGCGCAUCCUCGAGGAGUCGGAAGAGCUCAAGCGCAGGGGUAACUGGUGGGCGAAGGAGGCGGCGAAGCACGAGGAGCUUAGCAAGCUUAGGCGUCACCGGGUGAAGCAAGAGAAGGAGGUGAUCGAGUUAAGGAACAGCUUGCAGCGCGAGGUGGACCGGGACCCGAAGGUGGUUGAAGUGCUAGGGGAGGUGCAGGACUUCCUCCAGGAGUGGCACCGGUUGGAGGAGAAGCACCCGGACGUCCCGAGGGACAAGCUGUGGGCGAGCCACGUCGCCAACAACCCCACCGGCGCAGCGGGCGUCGGAAGGAAGGUCGUCCUUGAGGAGCACCUGCCGCACCUGGUGAACGGCUGCCUGACCCGCUGCCGGAUCUGUGACCAGCACAAGCCCCUGGCUGAGCGCGUGUCCCAGUGGGAGAGCUCUCAGAAGCUGGUGCGGGAUCACCUUGAGGCUCAGGAGCAGCAGGAGAGGGAGCGUGCGGCGGCGAAGCGCCAGGCCAAGACCGAGGCCAGGCAGGAGCGCAGGGCCCGGAUUGAGAAGCAAGUGGCAGAAGCAAGGGCGGCCCAGCGUGCACAGGAGACGGGGAAGGCAAAGGAGGAGGAGCCGGAAGACCCGGUGCUGGCGGAGCUGCGCGAGCUGGACAGGCGGCUGCAGGCCUACCGGGAGGAGCAGGCGGCCAAGGAGGCGGACCCCAACCGUAGCAUAGACGAGCUGGAUUGA